Messenger RNA from Cladocopium goreaui, 1240 nucleotides. NCBI's taxonomy places the organism in Eukaryota, Dinophyceae, Suessiales, Symbiodiniaceae. The record is from the annotation of a GenBank genome assembly.
AAGGGGCCAUUCGUCGCCACUCGUUGGCUUCCAAAUGCCAUGUUUAUCACAUUCGUGGUGCUCACACUGGUGGAGGUUCUUGCUGUUGAGCAAGGUCGGCAUGUACUUGUAAGGCGCCACGAGGCGCUAGAUGGAUUCAUGCAGCAGGAUGAUGCCGAGCCUCAAAGUCAGGCAGCCAAAGUGAGCAAGGCUUGGGACUCUCUACCGUACUCAAGCUUCGCGGGAAAGAAGGAUUCCAAAGCGCAUCCUGAAGACAAUCUUGAGAAGCCGACAGACCAAGGACAUGAGCACGAGGCCAAAGUUCAGUCGAUGGAGGUGUCUCCUACCGGGGAGGCCCACCUGCAACCCUCAGCCAUGAAUCCAGUCAGAGCUGUGCCGCAGUCACUGGCGCCAGAGGCUGCGCCAAAUCAUCCUCCCAGUGAUCCUCACUUGAGCUCUGGGAAAUUUGGUGCUGAUGUCCCCAGCGCUUCCCACGUCACAGCGGAAGCCCUGGCGGUGGCCGUGGCAGCAGAAGAUGCGGCACAGUGGACCGGUAGCCCGAUCCGAGUAAGCCCGGCAGGGAAUCAAACCGCUCGUUUUCAGGAGAAGGCAGCGAGGGAAAACAAGACAGGAUGGCCCGCACGCCUGGUGCAAGCCGCUCAGGUCCCCAUGGUCUCCGCGCCUGUGAUGUCCGCUGUGCCGGCCGCGCCGGUGGUGGCAGAGGCCGCCACCACGGCCGCGGCCACGACGGUCGCGGCAACGACGGCCGCGCCGACCACGGCAGCGGCUACCACGGCCGCGGCCACCACGGCGGCGGCAACGACUGGGGCAGUGGUAGGGAUGGCAAGGACCACGGAGGAAGAGGAAGCAGAAACCACAGAGGAAAAGGAGGAGAAAGAACCUGAGGAAGAGGAAGAAGAGGAAGAGGAAGAGAAUGAGGACAAGAAAGGAGCUGGUCAAGCUUCCUUUGUGGAGCAGCACUUCGUGCUGCUGGCGGCUGGUGGGGUGGGGGUGGUCACCCUGCUGGUGAUAGGCCAGCCCAGAAGCUUGGUGAGUUCGGUAUGGGGAAUGGCCUACAGUUUUUGCUCCGCGUUGAUAGGAAUGGCCAAUUUUGGAGGAGCCUAUGAGGUUUAGUUUGUUGCUGCCGCAGAUCAUGAUUUGCUCCAAGCCAACCUGAGCUUUUGUGUAGCACUCGCAGCGCGGUAGCAUUGAAAUUCACCAUUGCUAUGGCGGCCAGAAGGAUGCUGGCUGGGGACCCGGA